CCCCGUGUGUGUUCAGCGAUCUCGCUUUGGACUCGAUACUCCGAACAGUCCGAACAGUCCUAACUCCGAACCAAAUUCAAAGUCCAAGUCUCCAACACCUGCACCCCGCGGACUUCCAACCUCAUCGAGUAAUUGUUCCAGACUCAAAGAUUUUGAUUUUCUCAAGUUUUGUUGCUUUUUCACACCUUAUAUUUAUCGGCUGCCUGAGUACACACUCGUUGGAUCGAAGCAGGGUCGCUGAUUCAAGGCACGUGCAAUAUUGACAAUGGUUAAGAUGGUUCGAGGCAGGGGAGGAAUAAUUCGAGGUAGAGGAAUGGGUCGUGGAAUUGGUUUUCCACCAAAGAGACAGUUUAUGCCUCGUCAUCCGUUUGAUCUGACCUUGUGCGAGUCAGCUUUUCCCAGAGUAAAGCCUGCACCUGAUGAGACUGAAUUCACGGCUGCACUGCUCAAAAAGAACUCUGAUAUGUGUCCCACUCCAAAAGAGCAAACUUCGAUUCUCAAUCUAGUUACUAAGCUUCAGAGCGUUUUAGACAACUUGAUUGUGGCUCCUGGCUCGUUUGAGGCUUGCCAAUUAGAGGAAGUACGCCAGGUUGGCAGUUUCAAAAUGGGAACAAUGAUCAAGGGUCACAACGUUGCCGAUAUUGUCGUAAUUUUAAAGACUUUGCCAACAAAAACGGCAGUCGAGGCACUUGGUAACAAGGUUCAGAUGGACUUAAAGUCUCAAGCGCCAAAAGAACCCCUUAGAUUAACGCAAACAGAACGUGGAUUUGAUAUAGCUAACAACGAGGCCACAGUUCGUGUUUUGAUAACGACUCUUCAUCAGAAUCUCAGGAAAUUAGAGCCCGACCAACAUUUGGAUAUUAAGAUUUGUCAAGGCCAUCUUGCAGCUAUCAGACAUUCUCGUUGGUUUGAAGAAAAUGCUCAUCAUUCCAGUAUUAAAGUACUCAUACGUUUGUUGAGAGAUUUAAGAACUAGAUUCGAAGGCUUGGAGCCCCUUUCACCUUGGAUGUUGAAUGUUUUGGCUCAUAAUGCCAUUAUGAAUAAUCCUAGCCGACAGGCAUUGCCGAUCAAUCAAGCCUACAGAAGAGUACUUCAGCUUCUGGCAUCGGGACUCUUUUUGCCAGGAUCAGCAGGUAUUUCUGAUCCCUGUGAAGGUGGUAGUAUUCGCGUUCACACUGCCAUGAGCUUGGAACAACAGGAUUUAGUGUGCUUGACAGCCCAGAUUUUACUACGAGUGCUUGCUCACGGAGGAUCUGGAACAUCUGCCUCAAACAAACCCAUACCUAUCCUUGAAGGAGGAAACACAUUAGCUGUUGAAAUGAGUGUCUGGCAAGGUGUUGUUGCGAGUCCUUUGGAAAAAGCAUACGAGCCACCAUCAGAACAAGAACAACAGGAGGAAAUGGAUGAGAGCAACGAGGAAAUGAUUGCCGAAAGCGCGUAAAUAACUCUUCAACAAAGAAAUGUUACAUUUUCUAUAUAAUUUAAAUUAAUUUCAUACAUAACGCUAUAUCAACAAUUUUUCCUAUAUAAAUGAAAAUUUAUAUGUUCUACGUAGUCUGAUCGAAUGAGAAUAUGUAAAGUCGUAUUUCGUACAUCUAAAAUUAAUGAUUAAAUACGUGUGUAUGAUCUCUUGUCAAGCUUGUUCUUGAUAAGACUGUAAUUUAAAAUUUUUUAAAAUAAAGUUAGACUUAUGAUAA
This is a messenger RNA of Copidosoma floridanum, 1697 nucleotides long. Its product is annotated as interleukin enhancer-binding factor 2 homolog. Gene Ontology annotation, biological process: positive regulation of DNA-templated transcription. Gene Ontology annotation, cellular component: catalytic step 2 spliceosome. The record is from RefSeq and is a predicted model, not a curated record. Gene Ontology annotation, molecular function: double-stranded RNA binding; DNA binding. NCBI's taxonomy places the organism in Eukaryota, Metazoa, Arthropoda, Insecta, Hymenoptera, Encyrtidae.